Messenger RNA from Penicillium mononematosum, 582 nucleotides. RefSeq lists its product as uncharacterized. Bases 1 to 582 code for a protein of 193 amino acids. The transcript has 3 exons. NCBI's taxonomy places the organism in Eukaryota, Fungi, Ascomycota, Eurotiomycetes, Eurotiales, Aspergillaceae. The record is from RefSeq and is a predicted model, not a curated record.
AUGACAACAACGGCUAUCGUUUGGAUAACUGUGGUGCAUGGUUAUGGCAGGAAGAAAGCUGAUAUGGGAAAGGAUAUACAUAUAGCUUUUAAGUAUUAUUGCUCGUUCAAAAUUCUCAUAGUCGGGCAGUGGUUCUUUGUUGCGCAGAUUCCCUAUAAGGUUGCUCUUGGAUUUACGAAAGCUUCUAUCGUCCUCCUUUACCUCCGGAUAUUUAUUACAAAGUCUUUCCAACGCGUGGGAAAGGCUUUUCUGAUUAUCAUCGUCGCAUGGACAGUCGCAUCAGUCCUCGUCACAAUUUUUCAGUGUAUCCCCAUCGAAGCUUCUUGGGACCAUGAUAUCAAGACCAAACAGUGUGUGGAUAGAGAUAGCUGGUGGUAUGCAUUUGCAGGAAUUAACACGGUUACCGAUAUUUCCAUCGCCAUUCUCCCCAUUCCCCCAGUUCGCCACCUGAAGCUUUCGAAGCGCGACAGAAUUGGACUGGGCUUUGUUUUCGGAGUCGGGACAUUGUAUGUUUUCGUCUCAUCCCCUCUUGCCUUCACGUUGACCAAGAUUCUAAUGUGUGAUAAUCAUGAAUACAUGUAG